AAAACAGAUACACUCUCUCAUUUCUCUCUUAUAUCCUACAAAAUAAAAAUAAAAUAAAACUUUAGCCUCUCUCCACUAAUGGAGUCCGUAAGAGCAACAAGCCAACUUCUCUUUUCCCUUCUCUUUAUAUUCUUCCUUCUUUCACCCAUUUCUGCUAAGACCCCAGUAGCAGAUUCUCCAGCAGUGGCACCAUCCGCCCCCGUCCCACCCAAGACCAAGAGUACUCCGGCACCGACGGUCCCACCAAAGUCGACAGUUCCGGAAUCUUCGGGCCCACCAAACAUCAUCACCAUCCUCCAAAAGGCUGGAAGCCAGUUCACGACCUUCAUCAAGCUUCUGAGAAGCACUUUAGUUGCCAACCAGAUCAACACGCAGCUCGCUGGUCGAACCCAGGGCCUCACUGUCUUCGCACCCACCGACAGUGCCUUUUCCGCACUCGGUUCAGGUGCCUUGAACGCCCUCUCCAGUGAACAACAGCUCCAUUUGAUACAGUACCAUGUCCUCCCAGCCGUCUACACCUUGUCCCAGUUCGAAACUAUAACCAACCCUGUGCAUACACAGGCCGGCAACAGCGAAAACGGUCAGUAUCCUUUGAACAUUACAUCCACCGGAAGCACCGUGAACAUAACGACCGGAGUUGUGAACGCUACGGUGACCAACACUGUGUAUACGGACGAUCAGUUCUCAGUGUAUCAGGUAGAUAAGGUACUGCUUCCGUUGGACAUUUUUGGCCGCAAGAGUACCCCGGUAGCGCCGGCACCGGCACCGUUAAAGCCGCAGAAGGCUGUUGAAGAUGCUGAAGCUCCUGCAAAGACUACGGAAGUUCCUCCGCCGCCGCCAUCCGGUGCCAUAGGGAUGAAGCAUCAUGGGUUCGUGGCUGUGAUACUUGCGAUGGGUGUUCUUAAGGCGCUUUUGCUUUGACGAUGAGAUGUAAUUUUGUGGUAAUUGCAUGCGCUUUUGUUUUAUUCUUUCUAAUAAACUCUUUGUCUCUUUGUUAGUCUUUUUAAUUCUCUCUCUCUCUCUCUCUCUCCCCUCCUCCUCCUCCUCCUCUUCCUCCUCUUGCUCACUCUCUAGGCUUUUGCAUGUUAUUUUGUUGGUCAACAUGGAAUUUAUAAAUUGCUUCCUUUUUAUUUUUA
Molecule: messenger RNA, 1136 nt
Organism: Ziziphus jujuba (common jujube)
Lineage: Eukaryota; Viridiplantae; Streptophyta; Magnoliopsida; Rosales; Rhamnaceae
Product: fasciclin-like arabinogalactan protein 11
Exons: 1
Coding region: 79-921 (280 amino acids)
Source: RefSeq, a predicted model, not a curated record